Molecule: messenger RNA, 2078 nt
Organism: Nannospalax galili (Upper Galilee mountains blind mole rat)
Lineage: Eukaryota; Metazoa; Chordata; Mammalia; Rodentia; Spalacidae
Gene: Cops7b
Product: COP9 signalosome subunit 7B
Exons: 7
Coding region: 218-1012 (264 amino acids)
Biological process (GO): COP9 signalosome assembly
Cellular component (GO): COP9 signalosome
Source: RefSeq, a predicted model, not a curated record
GCAGUCCUUGCGCUCGGUCUCUAACUUAGACACGAGUGUGCCGCGCACUGUGCGCCAAUUCAGACCCGGUCUGCGGGGUUGGUUUCUGAAUGCAGAGACUUGAAACCAGGCGGUAAGGUCCCCUUUCACCCUGAAGAGAUGACAGCCCACCGAGAGUCAACUUCUGUUUACAUGGAACUCAGAAGUCUCCUGCGAACCCUGAUUUCAAAGCCAGAGAAUGGCAGGUGAACAGAAACCCUCAAGUAACCUUCUGGAGCAGUUUAUUUUAUUAGCCAAAGGUACCAGUGGCUCAGCCCUCACCACUCUCAUAGGCCAGGUGCUGGAGGCUCCCGGAGUAUAUGUGUUUGGAGAAUUGCUGGAGCUGGCCAAUGUUCAGGAGCUUGCAGAAGGAGCUAAUGCUGCAUAUUUACAGUUGCUGAACCUGUUUGCCUAUGGAACAUACCCAGAUUACAUAGCCAACAAGGAGAGCCUGCCAGAACUGAGCACAGCUCAGCAGAACAAGCUGAGACAUCUUACCAUCGUGAGUUUGGCAUCAAGAAUGAAGUGUAUCCCCUACUCUGUGCUGCUGAAGGACCUGGAGAUGAGGAAUCUUCGGGAACUAGAAGACCUUAUAAUCGAGGCUGUCUACACUGACAUCAUCCAGGGCAAGCUGGAUCAGCGAAACCAGCUGCUGGAAGUAGAUUUCUGCAUUGGCCGUGAUAUCCGAAAGAAAGAUAUCAGCAAUAUUGUCAAGACCUUGCAUGAAUGGUGUGAUGGCUGUGAAGCGGUUCUGCUGGGCAUUGAGCAGCAAGUUCUGAGAGCCAACCAGUACAAAGAGAACCACCACCGGACUCAGCAGCAGGUGGAGGCAGAGGUUACCAAUAUCAAGAAGACACUCAAAGCUACUGCAUCUUCCUCCGCUCAGGAAAUGGAACAGCAGCUGGCUGAACGGGAGUGUCCCCCUCAUACUGAGCAGAGGCAACCCGCCAAGAAGAUGUCCAAAGUGAAAGGUCUGGUUUCCAGCCGCCACUAGGGCCGGCUGGGGCAGCUGGCACUCACCAGGCCUGGGUCAGGUUGGGAGGGGACACCAAGGGCCUAUUUCUUCUCCUCUCUACCUGCAGUGAGUUCCAGACCUGCCCAUCCCUUCACUAGUACCUCCCCGCCCAUUGGUACCAUCGCAGAAAAGUGAUCGCUCCUUCCCUGCCUCCUUCCCUAGUUGUUCCCUUCAGACUCAGGGGCUCCACGGACACCAUCUUAAUAAGGUCCAACAGUGCCCAGCUUCCCUCUAGGAGGUCCUUGUCUCUGUGUACGGACUUGUCUCCCUCCCAGUUAUUUUUUUGCUCCAUGUCAUCUUGUCAGGCUGGUCCUAAGCUGGAGGCAGUUUAACCAGCCCCCAGGGAUGACUGUGGAGGAGAAUCCUGUCUGAGCAAGGAGGGGCCCUUGCUUCUUCACUCCCAUGUACCACAGUACCCACAAUGGUGCAGGCGUCUCUAGCCAGGUAGCUACAUGCUUCGUUUCCCUUCUCCUGCCUUACCCUUGUUGGCAGCGCUAGUUUAGGCCAUGGAGGGAUAUGAUGCUGGGCUAUGUUUACUAAACCUUCGGGUUUUCAGCCUCUUAAGCCCAGCUCGGAUCUCUCAUCAAGUUGAGAGCGCUGGGUUGACAAACCUCUGGUGUCUGAGUACAAGUGGAGGGUGCUUGGGGUCUGUGGGUGGCAGAAGUUGUUUCUCCCAGCUUGGUGCCCUCUACUGGCCACUUUUCCUGCUGUCUCUGACUGCACAGCCAUAUUUUGGCAUCUAGACCCAGCUGCCCACUGGGGUUGUCUGCCAACAUUUGCUCUCCUGAGAUCUUUAUGACUCCUGGCUGCCCCUGCAGUGGGAAUGGUGGUGCCGAGGCCCCUCAGUCUGGUGAAGGAUCAUUGCUGCUUCUGUCUCUUCUUCCCACCGCUCCUUGGCUGGUCACCCAGAGCCCUCUGAUGAUACCAUACUCCUGGCCAGAGAAAAGGACUUGACUAGACUUUCUGAACUUGAACAGUUUCAGGUUAUAUCUUAAUUUUUUUUUGUACAGGUUGAUUCUAAUACAUUUCAACAUGCUUUUUUCUC